Molecule: messenger RNA, 8811 nt
Organism: Thunnus maccoyii (southern bluefin tuna)
Lineage: Eukaryota; Metazoa; Chordata; Actinopteri; Scombriformes; Scombridae
Gene: srcin1b
Exons: 20
Coding region: 325-4029 (1234 amino acids)
Biological process (GO): regulation of dendritic spine morphogenesis
Cellular component (GO): cytoplasm; postsynaptic density; actin cytoskeleton
Source: RefSeq, a predicted model, not a curated record
AUUGCGCGGCAGACAGGUGUUUGGAAGAAAAUGUGUAGGUUAAAUGUGAUACAGUUUAAUAACCAUUAAAGUGGCGCUGAAAAACGGAGAGAAAGGCAAGAAUUGGUGCAAAAAGUUCCAAACUCAAGACAUUUGUUUGUUUUGUUGUUUCUGCGUCAUCGUCUGGAUGGCAGAUGAACGAGCUAACAACAGGAUCCAACGGCUAACGGCUAACAGCUAACGAAAGGACGAAAAAGGGAAAAUUCUGACAUCUCACGUACAAUUAAAAGGUCAAGUGUAGCAGACAGAAGAAGUAAUCAAGGUCGAGAGAAGAGAAAGGGUCCCAUGAUCUCUGCCGGUGAUGCCGAGUUCCCGCGGGAUUACCACACCCUGGCUGCCGGCGGCGGCGGCCGCGGGGCCCGGCGGUUCCCCGACAACAGCAAUGGGGGGUUCACGUCAUCCUCGCUGGACCGCCGGCACAACUCCGUGGCCGCCAAGAGCCUGGAGGCCCUGAACAGCAUCCACAAGGCCGACAUCGAGCGCCAACGAGACGCCCUCAUGGAUCUCCAGAAAAACAAGUACUCCAACAGCCCCGGCAGCAUGUCGCAAGGCUCUGCCGCUGCUGGACGACAGCAACAACCAAACUACUGGAGCUUCAAGACUCGCACGCCACGUGUGACACGACUCAGCCCAACACAGCCGGCUCUUGCUGACCAGGCCAGCAGGGUAUCCUUUGCGUCAGCUGAAAAUCUGGAGACCAUGUCAGAGCCUGAUAUCCCCAUCGGCUUUAACCGGAUGAACCGGCUUCGCCAGAGCCUGCCUCUGGCCCGUUCGUCCAGCCAGGCCAAGCUGCGGGCGCCAGGGAUCUUGUUCCUCCAACUUGGGGAGGAGACUCGCAGGGUGCACCUGACCCACGAGCUCACCAGCCUGGAUACUCUGAGGGCCCUCAUUGUGCACAUGUUCCCCCAGAGGCUCACCAUGGCCAUGCUCAGGUCUCCCAGCACGGCUCUGCUGAUCAAAGAUGAGACCCGUAACGUCUUCUAUGAGCUGGAGGACCCGCGAGACGUUCAGGACCGCUGCGUCAUUAAGAUUUACUGCAAAGAGCCCGUCUACGGCACCUACCCCGGACACCACAACCCACACCUGGCUAACGGAGACCUGCGGAGGGAGAUGGUUUAUGCACCUCAGGACUCUUCACCUAACCGCCGCCUCAGCAACCCGCCCAUGUCAUCCCAGCAUUCAUCUGCCUCUGCCUCGCCUCCCCAAGGCUCACCGUCCCGCGCCCGCCUCCUCUACAGCGGCGGCAGGCCUUCCUCUUACGCGGGGCCGCCCCACCACACCCACUCCCUGCCGCACCCGCACUCCCAGUCCCACCACUCCUCUCCCCACCAGCAACCGCAGCUCCACCAGCCCCCUCAACCUCAGCAGGCCUUCUGCGCCUCCUCCAGCGCCAUCCUGGAGCGCAGGGAUGUAAAGCCCGACGACGAAGUGGGGGGAUCCAGGAGCAUAAUGCUGCUACGGGGAGAUGACCGCGGGGGAGGGGGGAUCUACGCGGACCCCUACUCUCUGGGUCCCGAGACGAGCCGGCUGAGUCUUGCUGGAGGGCCUCACUCCCCUCUUCCAUCCAGAGCAGACCCCUACGGCUCCUUAUACCGGCGUGGAGGGGGAGGUGGAGGAGGAGCUGGAUCGGUGCGUUCACUCACCUCCUAUUCAGCCGCCGCUUUGCAAGGAGAGCUGAUCGAAAGCGGCGCUCUCUACAGACCAGGAGGACCGCUCUAUAACGACGCCUACGCCGCGUCUAUGUUGGCCAUGGGGCUGCGGGUGCCGCCGCCCUCCUCCCCACAAAAGAUACCCGACAUGAGGGAUUCCUACGGGGGCACCAUGCCCGGUCGGGGCUCCCCCGGGAGGCAGAGUUUGCGAAGGGACUCCGUGACCUCCUCUGUGUUUGGGGACAGUCCCAAAGCCAGGGGCCAGGGCUCAGGGUUGGGUCUCACCUCAGAGCAGCUCUGCUUGAUGGCCGUGCCUGGAGGGGAGGGAGGGAGCUCCGGAGGCUUCGGGUCACCUCUGCUGGGGAACGAGACGGAGACCAGGGAGCGUAUGGAGGCGAUGGAGAAGCAGAUAGCCAGCCUGACCGGGCUGCUGCAGAGAGUACUGAGCAGAGCUCCUGAGGCAGAAAGCCCGGAGAAGAUUGAGUCAGCCAGUGACUGCUCAGCAACUGACACUUUGACACCGUCUGCUCCCUUGGCCCUGAUGCCACCUCCACCCUCAGGGGGCAAUCAGCCGGUGACGGUGUCCAGACUGCAGAUGCAGCUCCACCUACAAGGCCUGCAGCAAAACACCAACGCACUGCGCAAACAGCUCUCUCAGCUGCGCAACAUGCAGCUGGAGAACCAGGACUCAGUCCUGUCCCUGCUGAAGCAGACGGAGUCGGAACUGAGCCUCAUGAUGCUGGACGCCACGCGCACCCAGGAGGACCCGCUCCAGAGACAGCGCCUCCUAGUGGAGGAGGAGAGACUCAAGUACCUCAACCAGGAGGAGCUGCUUAUCCAGCAGCUGCAUGACCUGGAGAAGUCAGUGGAGGAGCUGCAGAGGAACUCUUCAGUCAACCACGGCCUGGUGACCGAGCAGGACGUGGAGCAGAAGAGCAAAGAGCUGAGGAUGCUGGGAGAGACGCUUACUGAGCUCAAAAACCAGUUCCCCAGCCUGCAGAGUAAGAUGCGAGUGGUGCUGAGGGUGGAGGUGGAGGCUGUUAAGUUCCUGAAAGAGGAGCCUCACCGCCUGGACGCCCUGCUGAAGCGCUGCAACACCAUGACUGAUGCGCUCAGCACUCUCCGCAGUCUUUUGUAUCCCUCCUACAUGUGCAGACAAGUCACCGAGGGCGUCUGGAAAGGCCCUGAAGACGUCUCCGGCCAACCGCAGAAGAGAGCGGAGGACCUGAGCCGCAGCUCCGACCUGGAUAUCCUCAACAGUCCUCCUCUUAGUCUCACUGACCUGAACACCAGCGCCGGCCUGGCCAACUGGAUGCCCGUGUCCGCCGGUGACGCGGACGCCUCGGGCCCCGAGCAGGACAUCCAGCCUUCGAUGACCUUCAGAAACCGGGUUCUCGAUGAUCUGCCAAGCCGGCGUCCUGCAGAUAAAGCUGUGUCGGCUGAAGUCAGACUGGCGGCAGAGCGGGACUGGGAGGAGAAGCGUGCCAGCUUGACCCAGUUCAGCGCCCAGGACAUCAAUCGCUUGCUGGAAGAGACCCAGGCUGAGCUGAUGAAGGCCAUCCCGGACCUCGACUACGCUGCCAGGCACAUCAACAAACCGGCGGUGCCCCCCAAGCCCCAUAUCACCAUCCCAAUAACCUCCACCACAGUCACUUCUCCUGCAGCUGGGACCACUGGGACCACAGCCACUACCACCACACCCAGCGGGGACCAGCAGCCCAGCAAAGUGCAGCUGGCUGCCCAGAAGCUCAACAGCAUGGAGGGGGGUGGUUCACAUCGAGGGUCUGUCGACCUCAACGUGGCCAGGUACCGUACGGAAAAGCCCUCCAAGUCUCCGCCUCCGCCGCCACCUCGCCGAAGCUUCCCGUCGGUACACGGCAUCACCACCAACCGCACCGGGGAGGUCAUAGUCACCAAUAAGAAUCUGAAGAUGGAAGAAGAUGGUGACAUGCCUAAAACUCUUGUGAAGCUGAGGCGGACCCCCUCUGACACCCCUCGACCCGCCUCGACCCCGCCUGUGAUCGCAGCGUCGGCCAUUCAAGACGAGGACGACGAAGAGAAGAUUAUCGCUGAGCUAGAGAUAUUUCAGAGAACGCCUGUAAAAGAUUCCCCUUGUAAUAAACGGUACUGCACCCUACAAAAGGCCACCCCCGACCCUCCCUGCAUCUUGGGGUCCUUGGGCAGAAAGAACAGCAGUAACUCUCCGGGGCCGACGAAGGGUCCCACCGUGGCAGCCAGGCUCAAACACCUUCAACAAGGCAGCCUGGAGAGGCCCAAAACCCGCAAACAGAAAGAGGAUUUCCCCAAAGUCCAGGGCCAGCAGCAGGUAUUCCACUUCUAAAACCUCCACCUCUGAUGCUUCGUCUGCCUCUGACUCUCCUCUCUGCUGUCACUUCAAAGGAGGUCCCCCCCCACCCCCGUCCCCCUCUCCCUGCGACUUGGCCCUACCAGCAGACAAUAUGAGAUUACACAAAACCAGAAGGGGGAACUAUCUACAAAAACCUUGAUUUUUACCAGUUCUUGAUGUGUGUUUUGACAUUUGAGUUACUGGAUCUAAACUAGCUUGCUUAGAGAACAAGUUUUUGUCGUGCGAGUUAUGUCGAUGUUUUGAUUUCCCCGAGGAAGGUCUUGGUGGUGCUUGUGACUGAUUGAACAAGCUUUAUUAUGAUAAUAAUAAUAGUCAGAUCACUUCGGAUACAUCCUUUGCCUCCAAUGUGUGACAUAAUCUUCAAUAAUGCCACGGAACGAUUUCAUAUCUCAAGGUCGAAGUGAUAUUUCACCAUGAUCCAGCCAUGUAUUCUCUCCCUCUCAUCUCUCUCUCUCUCUCUCUCUCUGUUCAUCCGGUAAUUACCUCAUGCUGCUCUUUUUGUAUCACCCAUCUUUUAAAUAUGGAGGUUAGCAGGCGCUGCUGCAGCAGUUGCACAGUAUUUUAUUAUGACGAUGUGGCUCGUAUUCAACAGCCUGAAAGGUUCACAUUCCAGCCAAGAGGCCAAUCCAUUAAGCUACAGUAGCUCUCUUAGAAUUGCCUUUUAAUAGCUCUGAUGCUACAACUUAUUAUGCAAAAUGACAAGAGUGAAGCACAAAGUGCAAGGUUACCUGAAAAAGCUGUUUUUUUUGUUUUUGCCUUUUUAAAAAUUCUUUUUAGACAAGUGUCUCAAAUUUAAAGGAAAAAGAGACAAGGACUCAGUUUGUGGAUGGAAAAGGAAAAACUAAAUGGAAGCAAUGAAACGCAGAAGAGUUGAAUCUUUUAAGCAACUAAGGUUAAUUUUUUUUAAUUGUCAUUAUAUAAUAUAGGACUGCAGUAUGAAAUUCAGUUGUAGCCCCGUUAACGCUACACGCAUAGACGCAAAUAUUAAAAUAUUUUAAAGUAGAAUAGACUAGAACAAAGAAUAUAAAAGUAGCACUAAAAAAGAAAUUAAAAAGGAAAAACUAUAUUUUAUAUACAGGGAAUAUACAGUUAUGUGUAUACAUACAAAUAUGUACAAAAUAAACAUAAUAUGCAAGUUGUAAUGCAAAGAAAUCUUGAGAUAACACGAGUGCAGGAAGUGCAAAUGUGUGUAAUGUGCAUGAGAAGACAGAAAGUUACUAUUUAUAUAGUUAUAUUUCAAUGUAAAUUUCAAAGAUGUUUAUCUAGUUGUGCUUAACUUAAUGGAUUUAUAGCAUUGAAAUAUUUAAUAUUUUCUUUAUUUAUGUUGUUUGAAUUCCCCUCUUUGAUAUUUCCAGUAAUUUCAGGUUGUUGUACAAAAUUUGAGCGUCUUGGCUCUGAGGAUAAAUAGUCGAAUCAAACAUCUGUCAUUUCUAUCUGACUUUGUGAAUCUGAAAUUACACAAUUCUCACCACACAAAUUCAGACAGAUGGUUUUCAUUUAUUUAUUCCAACAUUAAAUAUUCAGGAGUGAUUAAAUUUCAGAAUUAGGCAUUCAGUUGCUUAUAAAAUUCAAAUUUAUGACCUUUCUUUGCUUCCGAACCCGCGUCCACACAUACAAAUUCAAACACAGGAUGCUAUUCUUUGUGGAUUUAAUCUCAUGACAUCUCGGUGCUGACGACCUCGACUUGAGACGUGUGGAGGUCGAGAAAAGUUUGAUUCAAGGCGAAUGUGCUCCUUGAGAAAAUCAAUUGUUUUCUAUGUAAAAGUGCGAAGCUGCUUCUUCAUUCAAUAUGAUUAAACUUCAACUAGCUACUUGGAGAAUAAAUAAGAAAAAACACAUCCAGACAUCUCUCAGGAAAAAGAACUACUUUGUACGCUAGUCUGAUGGCAAAGGGAGAAAAUAAACGCCCAAUCAGAGCUCAGUAUGUAAAUUACCGGCUCAACUCUAAAUGCCUGCAAGCUUCAGGCUGAUGAGAGGCGAGAGAGAGUCUGAAUGUGUGAACAGGAGGUUAAACUCAGUACUUGGCCGAUGAACUCUGAGGCACAGCCUUUAAAUGUGAAGCUCCACUCGUCUUAUCUGUUCCUGCAGACACUCCAAGCUGCCCCUGACCUGCUGAGUGGAGCAGCCUUGACCCAUCCUUGGCCACGGUCCUCUUAAAAAAGCGCUUUCAGAAAACGAUAACAGUCAGUCAGUCAGUCUCAGCCAGAGAGCACCUCAGCCGCUCACACAAUCCACGUCUUCUCAUCCUCUCUCCGUUACUUAUCUCCGAGACUGCAUUUGGGGCAGAUGCAGGAAUCUGUUCUGAUUAAUUGAUAAACUGAAAGGGGUUAUUUUUCUUUUUUUUACCCAUUAAAAAUGCAUUACCUCAUCUUUAAGAAAUGCGUAUAAAUAUGCCUUUUUAAGAGUUUAUUUUUCCAAACACACUCUGUAAGCAGCUUCUCCACAGCAGCUCGGAGACUUCACUCUGUAUCAGGUUAUAACUUCCCAGAGAGGACGGUGUCUUUGACAAUACCUCCCAUUAGCAGUUACACCAAUUAGCGCAUUGCUAACAUGGUUGACCUGGACUUGACACAGAGACACAAUCCGGGCGAACGUGGCACUCCUUCUGCAAAGAGACGGCCAGCAUUAGUAUUCAUGACCGGUCGUAUCUUGUGCUGAUCUGAAUAUCAACUCUAAUGUGCGGUAUUAUUUUUUUUUUUGUAUCAUUUCCCUUGGUGCUUUUUAAAUAUUAAUUAUAUUUUAUACCUACAGUACAGGAAGUGAACUUGUGGCUUUAGAUAAUGUCAUUCAGUGUUAUCUAACACGGUGCAGAACUGUCUAUACAAACAAUUACCUGCAGAGUAUCUGUUGUAAUUUAACAAAUGGAUGAAGUGUUACUUUUUGCUUCAGCAUCAGUAGAUGUAAAUGCAUCUCUGUCACCCUGAUGAAGGAUGCUGUAAACUUCACAUGAUGCCUGUUUGAAAAUCAGCAGAAGCGGUUUAAUUAGUGACCUUGACUUUGAUUGUGAAAAGUGUUUGUUAACCAGCUGCUAUUAGAGGACGACAUCAAUCGCUAAGAGCUGUCAAAAGUCUGAACAAAUGUGACAUAUGCUAUCUGAAAAAACAACACUUUUUUUUUUUUUUGACAUGUGUAGGCAUUUUUCUUUCCAUCAGUGAGUAGCAUUUGCUGCAUUUGCAAAACGCCUCCAGUUUAUUCCCGAGGUUGAUGGAAAUGUAGCUGCUCCUCUGCAUAAAAAGAGGCGGUGCACUUUCUAAUACCUUUUCAAGCCUGGGUGGUGCACCUGUCUUUGCAAGUCCUUUUGUUCCUGAGAGCAGUGAGAGCACCACAGAUGCACCGGUGUCCCUCCUGAGGCACCGAGCAGCACCACAGCACUGCAAACUGUUUUUCUUUCAUUGUUGAACUUAAGCUGUUGUCAAGCUUGGAUUCUUCCCCCGUGUAGUCCCUGUUCUAACACAGUUACACACAAUAUGUGCAUUCAUGAGAUGUGAAAAGCUGUUUAAGAGUAUUUUAUUCAGCCAGCCGUUUCUCCUGUUAUCGCAGGCGGGUGUUUAUCCUCAUGAGGACAGGAAGAAUCUGUUUUCAUCUGAAUACUUGUAGACAAAACUGUGGUUUUACUUUGACUUUGUCCCCUUGAGGAUUCUAUACUUUAAAUGAUAAUUCUGGUUUAUUACAACUUUAGUCUUGUUUUUGUAGCUUCGGUCAUAAUUCCUUUAGUAAUAAUAAGUUGCACUGAUGAAAUUAAUUGCUAAAAUCUAAAAACCAUAAGCUACUGACUUACGGUAGCUGUGUACACACAGUUUUCAUUUACAGUGAGGGAUUAUUACAGAUAAUUUAGAAGUUUAGAAAGUGGUUUAGAUAAUCUGCAUAAACUGUUGCCAUGUUUUACAACUACGGUUGAGUUUAGACAGUAAUUAGGAUUGAAUCUGCUCAUCAAAUCCAUUUAGGUUCAGCUUUUUAAACAUUUUCUGUUCAAAAAAAAAAAUUAAAAUAACUUUUUAAAAAAAGAGUGAGGAGAGACAACAAAGUCAUAGGCGCUUAAAGCAGCAUUCAUUUAUUUAUUUUUUUGACACUUUUGCAGCGGAACAAGCUGAAAUAACACAUAUUAUCAUCUUAUAAAGUUAUGGAAAACAUGUUCAUUCAUUAUCAUUCAUUCUGAGUCAUGUUUCUGUCCUCCUAAUGAACAGAAGUCCAAUAUUCACUCUCCUUUUAGCUCCGUUUUUGGUCUCCACCACCUCCCCUAGGGAAAUAUCUGGCUCUUUACCUUCCUAGAAGCUCUUCUCUCUCUACCAAACUGUGUCUACUGUUUGGUGGGUUCAUCAGAGCUUUUCCCACUGAAAACAGCUGCAUUUUGCCCACUGGAAACACAGUUGAUGAGAGCUGCGAGACUGAACCAAAGUUUCGGGUGGUAAAACCAAAACAAUGAGCUGAAAGACACUAAAACGCUCUGUAGAGCUGAAGGCGGCUGCAGAGCGACUCUUUCACAUUACAACAGUCAGUUGAUCGGUUGUUAAUAUAACAUUUUGAUCAGUGCAGCUUUAAUGAAGCUCCUGUCAACCCGGAGCUGCUGAUGUCUCUGUGUUUCCAGAUCUCUACGGUGUCAUAACUGAAAGAAAUGACGGACUAAACAAGAUGUAAUAAACCAGAUUUAUCCUUCAAGCUUUCUUGGCAGCCUGUAGGCGGACAUUCCCGCAGUGGCACGUCUGUCUCUACACGCUCGUUGCAGUAAACGUUGUCACUCAUUAAUCUCGCUAAACG